Molecule: messenger RNA, 6693 nt
Organism: Tyto alba (common barn owl)
Lineage: Eukaryota; Metazoa; Chordata; Aves; Strigiformes; Tytonidae
Gene: EIF4G3
Product: eukaryotic translation initiation factor 4 gamma 3
Exons: 37
Coding region: 437-6064 (1875 amino acids)
Cellular component (GO): eukaryotic translation initiation factor 4F complex
Molecular function (GO): translation initiation factor activity; protein binding; mRNA binding
Source: RefSeq, a predicted model, not a curated record
UUGCCGAGCGCCGGUGGGCCGAGCGGCUCCGGAGCGGCCCGAAGGCGCCCGAGCGUCCGUCCUGCCGGACUGCUGGAGGCGGCCGCAGCGCCAUGUUUGAUGCUCCGCUACUUCAGUGAGGAAAAUCCGCCGGCAUCGCCCGAGAGCCGUCACCGCGAAGGGCUCCGCUGCCCCCGGGGAGGGGGACCGAGACCCCCCGCCGCCGGCGGCUCAUGAGCAGCGCGGCCUGAGCCGCCUCCCCCCCUCCCCUCCCCGCCGGCCCCUCUCCCGUCCCCUCCCCGCGCCGAGCCCUCCGGGAGGCGCGUUGUCACGGAGACCGGCGCCGGUGCCGGCCCGCCGCGCUGCCCCGGCCGCCGCACCGGCCCCCGGCCCGCACCCCGGCUCCCCCCCGGCCCCGGCCCCGCUCCCCGCCGGGGGGUGGUGGCUCCGCUUGGCGAUGAGUUUACCGCAGAAGGCGGCUUUGAAACCCGGCGCGGCGGCGGCGGCGGGGACCGGCCCCGGGAGCGGGGCGGCGGCGGCGGCGGCGGCGGCGGCGGCAGCGGCGGGGCCGCCUCCCCCCCCGGCUCCCCCUCACCCGGCGGCGGCGCCGGCGCCUCACCCCAACAUCAGGGCCUUGCCGCCCCAGCCGCCCCAGCAGAUCCCCCGGGGUCCUGUUCAGCAGCCCCUCGAGGAUCGGAUCUUCACUCCGACGGUCUCCGCUGUGUACAGCACUUUUAUCUCCACACAGGUAACACAAGUAGCAAGACAACCAGGUCCUCCUGCCCCAUCCCCUUACACUGCACAUGAAAUAAAUAAGGGACACCCAAAUCUUGCUGCAACACCACCGGGACAUGCGUCGUCCCCUGGGCUUUCACAGGCUCCUUACCCCUCAGGACAGAAUGCAGCUCCAACCACACUGGUGUACCCUCAAGCCCCUCAAACAAUGAACACCCAGCCUCAGACCCGCUCGCCGCCCAGCAGAACAGUGCCAAUACAUUGCACAGACAACUGGAAGAGGAGGAAGGUUUUGGAACAGAGUCCGGUUUACAGGUCCCUGGCUGGAAGAGGCUGGAUAAAAUACUGCAUUUUUGCAGCGGGGCCUCGACCUGCCCAUCACCAGGGAGGAUUCAGACCUAUACAGUUUUUUCAGAGGCCUCAGAUACAGCCUCCCAGAGCUACCAUCCAGAACAGCAGCCCCUCCAUCCGUCCUGGUGCGCAAACGCCGACUGCGGUAUAUCAGACCAACCAGCACAUCAUGAUGGUUAAUCAUCUGCCAAUGCCCUACCCGAUGCCUCAGGGCCCCCAGUACUGUAUACCACAGUAUCGUCACAGUGGCCCUCCGUAUGUCGGGCCCCCACAGCAGUAUCCUGUUCAGCCGCCAGGACCAGGACCCUUUUAUCCAGGACCAGGUCCUGGAGAAUUCCCCAAUGCCUAUGGAACACCUUUCUACCCAAGUCAGCCAGUGUAUCAGUCAGCACCCAUCAUAGUGCCUACACAGCAGCAGCAGCCUCCACCAGCUAAAAGAGAGAAAAAAACGAUCCGAAUCCGGGAUCCAAACCAGGGAGGCAAAGAUAUAACAGAAGAAAUCAUGUCUGGAGGGGGCAGCAGGAACCCAACACCUCCCAUCGUGAGACCCACUUCCACACCUACUCCACCUCAGUUUUUAUGUUCGCACGCUCAUUAUCACCCUUUUUUGUACUUCAAAUCCCAGCAGCUGCCCAGCCAGGUCCCCGAGCACAGCCCUGUGGUUUAUGGGACUGUGGAGAACACCCAUCUCGCUGCCAGCACCCCUGUCACUGCGACUAGCAACCCGAAGCAAGAAGAGAAGCCAAAACCAGAUCCAGUAUUAAAACCUCCUUCUCCAGUCCUCAGACCAGAACCUACUGGGGAGAAAAAAGAUCAAGCUGGCCAGACGACCGAGGCCACCUCGGUGGAAACCACAGCAGAACUUCCUCUUGCUCCGUCGCCAACCCCGGCCGCUCCCGUCGCAGUUGUUUCUACUGCUGCUGCUGCUGUUGUCACCGUUUCUAGUAAAUCCACAUUCACAGCUGACUCAGAGGAGAAAUGUGAACUCGCCUCCCCAAAAGAGGAGGCAAUGCCUAUUCCUAAUGCCGCACCCUGCACAGACACAUCAGACCCUUCACCAGCGGAAGAGGCUGAUGUCGAGGUGUGCAAGGAGCCUAGUAGUGUAGCAUCUAGUGAUAUUCCAGUGACUGCUAGUACUAAUCUAAUUAAUGAAAUGAACGGAGUUAGUGAAAAAGUAACUGCUGCAGAGAGCGUAGUAGAUGUAGCCCAGACGGAAGUUGCACCAUUGACUGUUGAGUUGGAGACACCAGAAGCACCUCCAGCAGAAGUGGAAAGCGUGCCAUCUUCCAGUGCUCUUCACGCUGCUCCCUCUCCUCCUCCCACCCCACCUCCCACCCCUCCGCCUCCUUCUCCUCCGAUUUCUGUUGCUGCUGCUGCUGUUACCACUACAACUCCUUCUCCACCUCCUCUCCCAUCUCCUAGUGCCCUCCCUGUUGUUCAGGGAGAUUUAGAAGGAGAGGAGAGCACAAGAACUACUCUUAAUGAAGAGGUAAAAGAUACUGAAAAGAAGGAAGAGACAGAAGCAGAUGGGCAACUGGAGGAGAGCACGGAGGCUCAGAGUUUAAACUUGAGCAAGAGUCCUGUCCCAGCCCAAACAGCUGUAACUGCACCAAAGACGUGGAAGAAACCAAAAGACCGGACCCAAGCCACUGAGGAGGUGUUAGAGGCAGAAACAGAGCCUAAAGUAGAAGAGGAACUUUCAGGUGACAAAGUACUUGAAUCUGAACAGGAGAAAAUGAGCCAUGGGUUUCAACUGGAGAGAGACCCCUCCGAGCUUAAAAAAGUGAAAUCUGUGGAAGAAAACGGAGAGCAGGAAGCAGAACCUGUCCGGAAUGGUGCCGAGAGUGUUUCGGAGGGAGAAGGAACCGAUGCAAACUCAGGCUUCACAGAGGGUUCCAGUGAACAGCCAGUGUACCAGUAUAAACCAGAGCAGUGGAAGCCCCUGGACCCGGAGGGGAAGAAGCAGUAUGACAGGGAGUUCCUACUGGAUUUCCAGUUCAUGCCUGCCUGUAUCCAAAAGCCGGAGGGGCUGCCUCCCAUAAGCGAUGUGGUUCUCGACAAGGUGAGAGGAGAGCCCAUUAAACAGGUCAAUCAGCCAAAAUUGCCACUGAGAACUCUGGACCCUCGGAUACUGCCUCGAGGACCAGACUUCACACCAGCCUUUGCUGAUUUUGGGAGGCAAACCUCCGGUGGAAGAAACGUAUCUGGAAGUGCCUGCAAAGUGCAGAGCAACCCUGGAUUGCCUUCCCUGGCUCGGUGCGGUUCCCCAGCAUGCCCUCUCUUGGUCUCGCCUCACCCACCAUUGAGGAACCUGCCGAUAGGGUUGUUGAAUGUUGGACCGAGGAGAUCUCAGCCAGGCCAGAGGAGAGAGCCCAGGAAGAUCAUCACUGUGUGUGUGAAGGAGGAUGUCCACCUGAAGAAGGCAGAGAAUGCCUGGAAGCCAAGCCUGAAGAGAGAAAAUCAAACCGAGGACCCAGAAAAUGUCAAAACUCAGGAGCUGUUCCGCAAGGUACGAAGCAUCUUGAACAAGCUGACACCCCAGAUGUUCAAUCAGCUCAUGAAGCAAGUGACAGACCUGACGGUAGAUACAGAGGAGAGGCUGAAAGGAGUCAUCGACCUGGUCUUCGAGAAGGCUAUCGAUGAGCCGAGCUUCUCGGUGGCAUAUGCCAACAUGUGCAGAUGUCUUGUAACGCUGAAAGUGCCCAUGGCAGACAAACCUGGGAGCACAGUAAAUUUCCGCAAGUUGCUGUUAAAUCGCUGCCAGAAGGAAUUUGAAAAGGACAAGGCUGAUGACGACGUCUUUGAAAAGAAGCAGAAAGAACUUGAAGCUGCUACCACUCCAGAGGAGAAGACACGGCUCCAUGACGAGCUGGAAGAGGCCAAGGACAAAGCCCGACGGAGAUCCAUUGGGAAUAUAAAAUUCAUUGGCGAGCUUUUCAAACUGAAAAUGCUGACGGAGGCUAUCAUGCAUGACUGCGUGGUAAAGCUGCUGAAAAACCACGACGAGGAGUCCCUUGAGUGCCUUUGCCGCCUGCUGACUACGAUUGGCAAGGACCUGGACUUUGAGAAAGCAAAGCCUCGCAUGGACCAGUAUUUUAAUCAGAUGGAGAAGAUUGUGAAAGAGAGGAAAACAUCUUCAAGGAUUCGGUUCAUGCUUCAGGAUGUAAUAGACCUCAGGCUGUGCAACUGGGUGUCACGGAGAGCGGACCAGGGCCCGAAGACCAUCGAGCAGAUUCACAAAGAAGCCAAGAUUGAAGAGCAAGAAGAACAAAGGAAAGUCCAGCAACUCAUGACCAAAGAGAAGAGAAGACCGGGUGUGCAGCGGGUCGACGAAGGCGGGUGGAACACUGUGCAGGGGGCAAAGAACAGCAGAGUGCUGGACCCCACCAAGUUCCUUAAAAUCACCAAGCCCACGAUAGAUGAGAAGAUUCAGCUUGUGCCUAAAGCCCAGCUGGGCAGCUGGGGAAAGGGCAGCAGUGGUGGAGCAAAGGCAAGCGAGAUGGACUCCUUACGACCAAGUGCCACGAGUUUGAACAGAUUUUCUGCACUGCAGCCUCCAGUCUCAUCUGUAUCUGCCUCAUCCGCAUCUUCAGAAUUAGACUCUCGCAGGGCCUUAACUAGUCGCGGGAGCACGGGCAGGGAGAAGAAUGACAAACCUCUCCCACCUUCGCUCUCCCGUCCCAACACCUUCCUGCGGGGCAGCAGCAGCAAAGAGCUGCUGCUCGACAAUCAGGCACAGGAGGAGCAGCGGAGGGAGAUGCUGGAGACGGUGAAGCAGUUAACGGGCGGCAUGGAGAUGGACAGAAACAGCACGGAGGCGGAGAGGAGCAAAGCCAAGGAAUCUGCCAAGCCAGAAGCUCCCCCAGCUCCAGCACAAGAAAAGCCUUCACUAUCAGAGGAGGAAAUAGAGAGAAAAUGCAAAUCUAUCAUUGAUGAGUUCUUGCAUAUUAAUGAUUUUAAGGAGGCAAUGCAGUGCGUGGAGGAGCUGAGCGCCCAGAAUCUGCUGCCUGUUUUCGUGCGAGUGGGAGUGGAGUCGACGCUCGAGAGGAGUCAGAUCACCCGGGAUCACAUGGGCCAGUUAUUACAUCAGCUGGUGCAGUCGGGAAAGCUGAGCAAGCAGGAUUUCUUCAAGGGCUUUUCCGAUACCUUGGAGAUGGCAGACGAUAUGGCCAUAGAUAUACCCCAUAUUUGGUUGUACCUAGCUGAGUUGGUGACCCCCAUGUUAAAAGAAGGAGGAAUCUCUAUGAGAGAACUUAUACAAGAAUUUAGCAAACCUUUGCUUCCUGUGGGAAGAGCCGGCGUCUUGCUUGCUGAGAUCUUGCACCUUCUAUGCAAACAAAUGAGCCAUAAGAAAGUGGGAGCCUUAUGGAGGGAGUCUGGCCUCAGUUGGAAGGACUACUUACCUGAAGGGGAGGAUGUACAUACCUUUCUCAUGGAACAAAAGUUGGACUUCACAGAGUCCGACUGUUCCAGUUCCUCAGAAGCACUUUCAGAGAAAGAACUCUCUGCGGAAGAGCUGAACAAGCAGCUAGAAAAACUCAUUGUUGAGGACAAGGCGAAUGAUGAACAAAUCUUUGACUGGGUAGAGGCUAAUCUAGAUGAAAGCCAGAUGAGUUCACCUACAUUCCUUAGAGCUUUAAUGACAGCAGUUUGUAAAGCAGCUAUUAUAGCGGACUCUUCUAGCUUCCGUGUGGACACUGCUGUUAUCAAACAGAGAGUGCCGAUCUUACUCAAGUACCUAGACUCAGACACAGAGAAGGAACUACAAGCACUUUAUGCACUACAAGCAUCAAUAGUAAAACUUGAUCAACCUCCUAAUUUGUUGCGGAUGUUUUUUGAUUGCCUGUAUGACGAGGAGGUAAUAUCAGAGGAUGCCUUCUACAAGUGGGAAAGCAGCAAGGACCCAGCGGAGCAGAAUGGGAAAGGAGUAGCGCUAAAAUCUGUCACAGCAUUCUUCACGUGGCUACGGGAGGCCGAAGAGGAGUCGGAGGAUAAUUAAAACUUAAAAUACAGAGAAAAAAAAAAAAAAAAAAAAAGAAACAGUUUAAGUAUUUUUUUAAAAAGUUUCACGUCUUCGCCAAUCACAGUGCAGCAAGGCCAAUUCUCGCGCAGACCCCCCCCUUCCCCCACACAUGCACGAGUGGGAGAGGUAAAAAUAGAUAAACACCAAGGUGAUCAUGGAGGAAAAAAGGUACUUGAAAAAAAAAAAAAGUAAACUUCAAACCUGAGGGCGGGAGCACUAAACCAAAAUACAUGUAUUAUUUAUAGAAAAUAUUUUCUGUUUUAAUCUUUUUCUUUUCUUUUUAAACAAGGACUCAUACAAAAACACAAAGCGAAACAAAUCUGUUUAGCAAAAAAAAAAGUUGAAAACUUUUAAUUUAUUAUUUUAAGGACUGCAAAUGCCAGUGUAAUUUUUAAAUUUGCAGUUUCUGUAAACAAAUUGUAUAAUAGAACAAAAGCAGAGAAAUAAAUUUCCCUCCCCUUCAUAUGCACCUCAGUUUUGUUUCAAAGCAUGAUAAAUAGACAAAACUUUCAAGGGGGUUGGGGUAAGCUAGAUGAGGAAGAGAUGAAUUUUUUUUUAAUUGUCAUCAGAUUUUUCUGCCUGCCUCUCAGCUUGCUUCAGAAAUU